GGUAAGAAAGCCCCCCACCUUCUUUGUUUUUUCUAACCUUCUUCAUUGUUGAAUUCAUCAUUUGACAGGAUAAGAUAUUCCUAUUUCUAUGUGACCUUGUCUCUCUCUUCUUUUUUUUUUAGUUCAUCCCUGCGCUGUUUCAUGAACAAAAUGAUCAAAGCUGUUUAUUCUUUUCUGCUCUACUUUGCCUUGUUAUUUAUCAUAUCAGAAGCAGAAUCGAACAGGCUCAGGCCUCUAGCUCUCCACUCUUUCAAUCUCAGUUUAAUCCAGAGUGUGGGAAGCUGCUCAUACCAAGUGAUCAUAUCAACAAGCUGCUCCUCACCCAAAUACAACCGCGAUCAGAUCAGCCUUGCUUUCGGGGACGGUUAUGGCAACCAGAUAUAUGCACCAAGGCUAGAUGAUCCAUCCACGAAUACAUUCGAGCAGUGCUCCUCUGAUACAUUUCAGAUAACCGGACCAUGUGCCUAUCAGAUAUGCUAUGUUUAUCUGUAUAGAACAGGUGUUGAUGGCUGGAAGCCAGAGACUGUGAAGAUCUAUUCGUAUAUUUCAUAUCCUGUUACAUUCGAUUACGACAUUUUUAUUCCUGGAGAUAUUUGGUACGGAUUCAAUCUGUGCCACAGUGCCUCUUCUGCACAUGAUCGACGAAUUCAGGGAUGGUUUGUGUUAAUCUUUAUAUCAGUUGUUGUUGUUGUUGUUAUAUUGUAAUCCUUAAUCAUGUGAUGUCUGGUUAUAAAAUUUCUGAGCUAGGGCCUUAUGGUAUUAACUAGUAAUAGUUGAAGUUGUGGCUAAUUGCUGUACUGGCACAGAUUUGAGGAAAGAACUAUACAUCUUGCAGAUCAUUGUUAAUUUAAUAUAAAUUUUAAUA
Hevea brasiliensis (rubber tree) is the source of this 865-nucleotide messenger RNA. RefSeq names its product embryo-specific protein ATS3B. Bases 142 to 705 code for a protein of 187 amino acids. Lineage: Eukaryota; Viridiplantae; Streptophyta; Magnoliopsida; Malpighiales; Euphorbiaceae. The transcript has 3 exons. Gene Ontology annotation, molecular function: protein binding. The record is from RefSeq and is a predicted model, not a curated record.